AUAAACUGGCAGUAGCCAGCAGUCCCGCGAGUGAGGGGAUACCAAACACUGGGGACUCGUAGAAGUCCUGUUCAGCGUUUGUAUCUCCCGACAAUUGUCAACACCUGAAGGAACACAGAUCGUGAAAAGUAGCCAGUGUAACGAAACAUUUAGCUGGUAACCACGAUCAUGCCGUUCAUCUCCAAGGACUGGAGGAGUCCCGGUGAGGAGUGGGUGAAGACUGUCGAGGGUUGGGAGAAAAAGAAAAUACUGGAGUGCGCUAAUAACAAGACACUGUCAUUGCUGAUACGAACCGAAAAAGAGGGUGACAAACGAGAAAAGGAGAAGGAGAAGAAAAAAGAAAAUGCCGUCCAACCACACUGUCAUAUAACCCUGAAGUGUACCCGCGAGAUCGCGGGUUUCAAUGGACUCAGCGAUGCACUCAAGAGACUCGACUUUCUGUCAGCUGUUCACGAUUGUCGAAGGUUUAACUAUAUUGUUAGGCUGUUGGAUCUAUUGGUCAGCCACACCAUGGGGGGGUUGAGUGGUUGCGCCCAGCGGGUCCUGUUUAAUAUGCUGGAGGAAGUUGCUUUAGAAGUUUCCUUAUCACAACAGCAGACGGGAAAGCUUCGCAGACUGAUUGAACGUGUACGUGCCUUCAGUGCAGGUUGCUGCUGGGGGGGUCGACCCCUUGGCUCAGUCAUACUCUGGGAAAAACACAAAGCUGCACUCGACCGAAUCCUCCACAUUGCGUCUUCCAUCACGAUAACUCAGCCGGAUGAGGAACAGCAUCCACAAUGGGCUGAUUUACCUGCUGAGUGCCGUAGGGAGGUACUCCUGCGUCUCAGUGAUCCCAGGGAUAUCGAGGCGUCUUCAGAGGCUUGUGAACAUCUCGCUGUACUUGCUCAGGAGCAGAGAAUAUGGAGGGAACUUGCACAGUAUCAUUUUACGUCGCAACAGAUUUCUACUACUAUGCAGAAUAAUCCUGGGAAGGAUUGGAAAACUAUUUUUACAUUAGCUCGGAGAUCUUUUGGACUUCGCGAGGACUACGCCGAGAUGAUCCAAUUGUGUAGGAAUUGCCGGUGCCUUUUCUGGCGAUCACUCGGACAUCCUUGCAUUGCUGAUCAGGACCCUGCGUUUCAAGAGAAGCUGGCUGACGUCGACCAAUCCUCCCUUCACGUUCCCAUCCCACCGCAGACUUUCCUGAAAUUUUUCUCACUGUGAGAUGAUUAAAAAUCUGGUCUGUGAACAACUGGGAGAAAAAAAAUACUACAUUUCCGGGAUUUCUAGAGAUCAACUCUAGCGACGAGGAAUGAAAUAAUAGUGAGAUGAUAUAUCGUUUUUUCGUUAGAGAAUCUAAUGUUGAUCGUUGAUGGAGAAUUAUUCAGUCUGUUCCGAGUGAGAGCGGGGCAAAAAAUCUCAGUCCGUUUCUUUAUCGCUCAGGGCAAUCAUCGAGAGAGCAGCUAAACUAUUUCAACGGCUUAAUUUCAAUUUGGAUAUUUUCAUUGUAUAAGAGGGCCCAAAAAUUCAAAAUUCAUUGGUGCAGUGGAGAACCGGGAAAUUCUCAUAACUUCCGAGUGAAAUCGACAUAUCGAUUCCUUCAUUGCUGAAUCAUUUGAAUAAAAGGAGGGGCUAUUCACUCCAUAAUUUACAAUAUUUUACAUCCAAAUUCACAUUAUAAAUUCGAAAUUAAAGCGGUUCCACGCGAUUGCAGACAGAAUUUCAAUAAAUUCUGCUGUCAUGUAACAUUUCGUGACUGCAAUUGACUUCCAAUAAUUCCCGUAAAAAUACGUGCGGUAUUUAGAUGCGGUCGACCUAAUUCCAAAGCUGUGUACACCAAUCACAAAAAAAUUUCCCGUAAAUUGGAAUUCAGGAAAUUCGUAGAUUUUAAACCACUUGUCAAUGGUUUUAGCAGAAGUGAUUAGGUCCUCCGAACAGAAAAUAUUCCGACAUUGAAUAAGAUUUAUAAACUAACUGGUCCUCCACUUGUGAUGAUUUGUCUGGUGCUUAGAAUUCUUUGGUAGCUCAAUCGCAAUUAUUAAGUUUUUAUUUUCUCUCCUUUUUCGAUGAAGUAUAUUAAACGAAGAAUAAACUCGCAACUAACCACAUCUGAAUGAUAAACCUAUGCUGUGUUCUAUUUCGCUUUUUUUCACGAUGAAUAUUUUUUUUUAUUACGUUAUUUUUUCCCGGACUGAACUAGCUUUAUACUUUAUACGUACAUGUACAUAAAUAUAUUUCGCUAUUAUCGUAAGAAUAAAAUUUACUUAAUUGAUCGGUGCGCGGAAAAAAAUUCUCAAGAGAAAUUCUAGUAUUUUUUUCUGUAUAGAAAAGAUCUUAUGGGCCUAUAGGGGGCCAUGUUAGUGUCAUCUUCGAUUAAUCAGAUAAUCGUCGUCUUCCAAAUUAAAUUAUCGAUUUAUAAGAUAAUUCGCAAUUUGCAUAUUCAAUUAAUGAUGAAUUAAUUUAAUUAUUUAUUUUCCAAUUAUUUAGACACGAUUAUGGCUAAAAGGGUCACGAGGUAAAUUAGCUUCCACUACUCUCACCUGGAAAAUUAUUACUAAGAUUAAUUAAUUACGGUUAAUGAGUACUACGAGUUUUCAUAACUAGAUUGGAUUUGCUUUUGAGUGCGAGUGCUAGAAUUUAUCUGAAGAAUUUCUCUCCGUGUGAAGUGAGAAUUUUUCGAAGUGUCAGAAAGAGAGAUGGCCUCAGCAAAAUAACCUGGCCCUUCCCUCCAAUCGAUACGUCCGAAUGAUUAAUCAAUUAAACAGUUAUUCCCGAGUGUCUAAGAAUUAUAAUGUAGUAGGUUUGUGUGAAGAGAUGAAAUACGAAUUAAAUUGUAGGGGAGACAGAGGCAACGGCAGAUAAAAAUUAAAAAAUUAAGCCCCAACGAUUGCAGUUCGUGAAUUCAAACAAUUUUUAGAAACGUGACAUAAAAUAAAUCAUUAGGUAUUAAAUAGUUGUGAUUUUGCUCGGUCUCCCCUGCUUCAGUCAUCAUUUAACGAAUUUUCAAACUAUUUACGAUGAUUGAUUAUUAUGAUUAAGAUUAUCGUAAUUAAUCAAGAUAUUGUAUUCACUUGGUAUUUUCUAUUUCUCGAUAAUUAAUAUUCUGAAUAAGUUAUGAAUAAUUACACAAUUGGUAUAUGCAUAAUUCCUGAUAAUUGAUAUCAUUGAAAUCAAUAUGAAAAAUUAACUGCCAAAGCGAAUGCUAUUGCAUUAACGUGAAUUGACUAUUUGUUAUAAAUACGAUUUGUUGAAUUUCGUUGAUAAACGUUGGAAAAAUACGAAUAAUUUCAUGUUUUUAUACAAUUGAUUUUUAAAAUGUCACUCGAGAGAAAACAUAAAACGAUUGCAUGAAGUGUUCUACUAACCUAGUCAUUACUUAGGGUGAUUUAAAAUCACUGAAAAUUUAUUUAAGGAAUAAUAAGACGAUUCAAUGAACAACCCGAAUUAUAUUAAUCAAAUGGGGUAGCUUAUCAAGAGGAGCAACAUUGGUGUUCCGGAAAACAUCAAAAUCUCAACGAUAUUUUCAGCUGCAGAAGACGGAAUCUAAUUUUAAUCGUUAGACCAAUGUUUAGUGCGAUGUGAUGUGGAGAUGCUUUUAAAUAAAAAUCUAUUUCAAUAUAA
Messenger RNA from Diachasmimorpha longicaudata, 3600 nucleotides. Its product is annotated as F-box only protein 32. Gene Ontology annotation, cellular component: nucleus; cytoplasm; SCF ubiquitin ligase complex. NCBI's taxonomy places the organism in Eukaryota, Metazoa, Arthropoda, Insecta, Hymenoptera, Braconidae. Gene Ontology annotation, biological process: protein ubiquitination. The transcript has 7 exons. The record is from RefSeq and is a predicted model, not a curated record. Bases 169 to 1203 code for a protein of 344 amino acids. Gene Ontology annotation, molecular function: protein binding.